Salarias fasciatus (jewelled blenny) is the source of this 1835-nucleotide messenger RNA. It is a transcript of the gene c20h1orf174, whose product is annotated as chromosome 20 C1orf174 homolog. The record is from RefSeq and is a predicted model, not a curated record. The transcript is spliced from 4 exons. The coding region runs from base 230 to 811 and encodes 193 amino acids. Lineage: Eukaryota; Metazoa; Chordata; Actinopteri; Blenniiformes; Blenniidae.
CCGACUGAACCUCGCAGGCAGGAAACGCUCCGCGGCGGCCCGGAGGAGCACAGAGCAACGCAGACCGACGAAGGCGGCGACCACCACCAAACCCCCUCCUCCACCAGCUCCGCCACCGAUCGGGACAUAUCAGCAGUCUUCUCCUCCAGCCACUCGGAGCCGAUUUCCCUUUAAAACGCCGAUAACCAGGCGAACAACCUCACAUUUAUUCCCCACGCCCCGCCGCUAAAUGAUCCACACGAUGGAGGGCCAGCUUGAUAACCUGAAGCCCAGAAAGAGGAAGAACAACUCUGAGGCCAGAAGUUCCAGAAAGGUUUCUGCUGCGGGGCGCUGCGUGAGGAGUCCGAAGAGGCAAUCCGACGCCGAGAGCUCCUCGGCGGCAGACUGCUGCCGGAGGCCGGCCGACCCUCUGGAGAGGAUCUCCCGGAUCAGCUGCGAGUGCCACCUGUCCGCCGGGAGGAGGAGGUGCUCGGCGUCGCCCGAGCUGGCGGGCUGCGACGGGAAGGAGAACGAGCUGCGGACGGGCCAGGAUGGAGACAGAGACAACAGCAUCGGGGACAAACGGGAGUCCGAGCGCAGGGAUUAUGAAGAAAGAGGGAAGAUGGUCUUCUUCCCGGAUGACGACAGUAAUGAGAUCCUUCCAGUGGAGCAGUUCUUUGGAAACCUGGACACUGUGCAGGACUUUCCUCAAAGAUCGGUGGCGGCGGCGGCGUCUCCCCGCAGCCACCGGGAGCACAGGAGGCGCCAUUACUACGCCCCGGAGGACAGCGACGACGAGGAGGCGUGCUGGGGCGACGUAGCGGCCACUUAGAGGAGAGCCGGACUCAAACUGACAUCUGAACAACACGUUCAAGACUUUGCAUUCGGCCGUCGGCUGAAACGACCCCCCCCCCCCCCCCCAUGAGUGGAGGCGACGGACGUCGGCCGCUUUGUGGGCGCCUCCAGAACGGCCUUGCAGACAAAGCCAGCCUAAGGUGGGAGUAACUUCCCAUCAGCCACAACUGAGAAACUCCAGCGUCACAGAAACCGUCCGAGGUGAUCACUUUCCAUCCGACGAGGACCAAGAAGAUGCACAACAAUGCCAAAUAGCUUCCUUCCUCCGCCACCGCAACAGUGGAUGCCAUGACUGAAGUUUGUUUUUUGUUUUUAAAAUACGGCCUCCUUUGGGCGCACGCUGAAGCGUUACUUCAAUUAUUUAUUACUCAGUAUGUUCUCACAUGGUAUAAGUGGUCUUAGCUUGAGGGUGUAAAAAAAACAAACCAACAGCACUUUAAACCAAUCUGUCCGUUUUAAAGAAAAAGCUUCGAGGGGCAGCUUUGCAGAUUGAGAUUCGCCACGUGAGAUGCCAAAGAGUGCUGGAUCAGAGUUACUACCUAUACAAGCGCUAAUCUCCCACCACAGAUCUAUAGAGGCCACAGUUUGUGAAAACAAAGCGACAUGUUCAUAGACAGGGCGGCGUCGGUUUAGAAGGAUGGAGCUCACGCCAAAGAGCGGUUCGGAACACAUUUUAUUGUCAAAUCGAGAAUGUCACAUCAGCAGUUUUCUGCAUGGGAGUCAUAUUUCACCAAGUGUCUCAACACAUCUCUGUGUCUUCAGGGUUAUUUCUGCAACAAAUAUGUACAAGACAGACGGCGUAUAAAAACAGGCGAUGCAUCUCGUCAGUGAAGGAGCUGCAGAGUGGCGAGCAAGAGAUUCUGAGUUCUUGACCCAGCAGCUUCCGAUGCAGUUCGGAUUGGCUCUAACAGCAGAUUAAUACCGCGAUCAGACCUGAGACUGGAGUUCCAUCCUCUCACACAGCCUGUGGAUUUCUUUCUGGCAGCUUUCAUACAAAUACU